AUGCCCGAACGAUGCGUUGUCUAUGGCUGUAACAACACAGCAAGAUCAGAAAAAGGUGUAUCUUUAUAUCGUAUACCUUAUUGCGACGAUAAUCGGCAAGUAGCAAAAGGCAGGCGAAAGAAAUGGUUGGACUUUAUUCGGCGGAAGAGAGACCAAUGGACACCAAGUUCUGGUUCAGUUGUUUGCUCAAAACACUUCACGGAAGACUGCUUUGAAUACGGUUCCCACACAGUCCCACUAUACAAAACUCCUAAGCUUAAACGAGAUGAAAUUGGGAUUACUGCUGUUCCAUCUUUGAUGCCAAAAGCGACAUGUUUGGAUAGUGAACGCAAUGUGCGCCUACAACGCAGAGGAAAGGUAUGAAUAUCAGAAUAUGUUUCUUGUAUAUUUUCUAGUGUUUUAGUUUGAAUUAAAAUAUUCGAAUCGUGUGUAUUUAGUUAUAUUUCAUGCAUUUGUGUUAAACUAUUUAUGAUCUUUGAAUCUCUAUACUUAUAGCUAUCAUUUAUGGAAGAAGGACCUUCGACUAGUAUUAUGGAGGAGCCAGCUCAGGUAUGUUGGACUUUUAAACAAUGUAUCAUAUUUCCUGUAGUGAUGUGUGAUAAUUUAUCAAGGCAAUGUCAGUCAUAUGUUUGUAAACCACAUACAAAUAGAAUAUAUAUAUAUAUAUAUAUACAAUAUAUAUAUAUAUAUAUAUAUAUAUAUAUAUAUAUAUAUAUAUAUAUAUAUAUAUUAUAGAUAUAUAUAUAUAUAUAUAUAUUAUAGAUAUCAUAUGUGGAAGAACCUUCGAUGGUGGGGAGAUCUUUGAGGAGCCUCAGCCUUCUACCUCGGCAAACGUAAGUAUCUAUGUCAGCAGUGGUCAUUUGUAUAUAUACUGCUUGUAAACUCCAUACAAAUAUAAUUAAAAUGCUAAUUAGUGACAAUCUUACAAUAAUUGGUGCUGUUAUAAGUAUUUUUUUGUGUUUUAGUUUGGUGAACAGUCUGAAAGCAUUCAAUGUGGUAAUUGUGAAUCCUUAUUGAAGAGAAAUAGACAGCUCCGUAUAAAUUGGCUGUCUGCAAAACAUAGGCUUGAAAUUUGCAGAAAUCAAAUGGACUCACAAGUGGAAAGCCAAUUAGGUGAGUUACUUGCAUUUCUUUUUGCCUUACAUGAUUGGGGGGGGGAGGGGGUGUCCAGACCAUUGCAGAACAAGUCUGAUUGCCAUAUAUAGAUGUAUUAGUGUUUCAGUCACGCCCAGUGGCCAGUUUGAUAAUGGCUACAUACUGUAUAUAUUAACAACAUCUUUUGAUCAUCAGGAAAUGAUUCCCAAGACAUCCCUUCCAGCAAUGAUCCCACACCUGCAAGUAAGCCAAUUGAAAGCAAUGAUGAGCAUUCUAGUUCAGAUAUUGAAUUACCUACAUCAGAUGAUCUUUUUGAUGAAGAAGCACCAAUGGAAUCGACAGAAACAGAGACAGAGGAUGAGACAAAUCCACAGCAUAAAAAGUGAGUGCACAACCCUGAUAAUAGAAUAAAAUGUGUGGGUAGGCUAAGAACGACACCAGUAGUUUGUAAUUACAUAUAUCAGAGGCAGCCAACAUAAUCAGCUGCAUGGAUUUACUAAAUAUGUGUUAAUUUUUCAGGGUUUUUAACGAUUCUAAUUUGCGAAGAGAACCAAAGUUCAUUGUGUUCUUCACCCAGUUGCUUACACUCUUCAAAUUUUGCCAUGCCUGCAAAUUUGACCAUCCAUUAAUUGAUGUUCAAGAGAAUGGUACAAUGGCUGAAGUAACAUCCACAUGUGCUAACCCAAAGUGUGGCAGGACAACCAAGUGGUUCAGUCAGCCGUAUAUGACAGGCACGAAGAUCCCAGCUGGCAAUUUCCUUCUAUCAUUUGCGAUACUUGUUGCUGGAACAUCAGCCACAAAAGUCUUGCGGGUAUUUAAUCAUAUGGGAUUGAAAUGUAUCUCACUUUCAACAUUCUUCAAACAUCAACGUGUGAGUGUUGGUACAUAAUAAAUGUUUAAUAUUAUAAGGGGCCGUUUAAUCACAUGAUCCUGGUUUGGAAAUUGCAUAGAUGGGGUACCAUUGAGCACUAUUUUUCUCCCCUUGAUUAGUAAAUUUAUACUUGCAUUUUUAUUUGCAGGAAAAGCUAUUCCCUGGAAUAUUUAUUCACUGGAAAAAAUAUCAAGAGGGAUUGAUUCAAGAACUGAAGAACCAUGGUGACCUAGUGGUAGCUGGUGAUGGAAGGCAUGACAGCAUGGGCCACAGUGCCAAGUACUGUGCCUACACAGUAUUUUGUUGUACAGUGCCAUUUAUUAUUCACUUUGCACUUGUGCAGGUAUGUUACUUAGAAAUACUGUGGAAAUUGUAGCACAUUAUAGCUGAUCAGCUUGGAAGAUACAGUAAUGUAAUAACAACUGAAAAGCAUACCACCACCCAGGGGAAUUUUUAAUGCAUUUAUACAUUAUAUAUGCAUGUAUUUAUACAGUAUAAUUUAUUUUUCAUUUCUAGAGAAAUGAAGCAGGUAGCAGUACUGCAAUGGAGUAUCAUGGUUUUGUAAGGAGCAUGGAAUAUCUUCUGGGCUGUGGAUUACUGAUUAAGACGUUUGUUUCAGAUCGACAUACAUCAAUUGCAAAGCACAUGAGGGAAAAGCUGGCCAACAUCAAACAAUAUUUUGACAUUUGGCAUUUGAAGAAAAGUAUGUUGCAAAUAAUAAUAACAUGCAAUAUUUAUUUAUUUAUUCAAUAUCAAAAGUCCAUGUAUUCUUGCAUCUGAAUACGUAAGAGUGUAUCAUGUAAAAUUAGAAUGCUGUUUUUAGGUUUGUAAUCCAAGUGAGUAUAUAUACACUUUAAGACCUGACCAGGAACGACUGUGAAAAAUGCAGCACAUUUUCCACAUUGCAUUUUUCGCAGUCGUUCCUGGUCAGGUCUUAAAGUGUAUAUAUACUCAAUUGGAUUACAAACCUAAACACAGCAUUCUAAUAUUAAUUCCACCAAGUGAAGUGCAAGAGGCCGGAUUAUUGAGAUCCACCUUAUCAUGUAAAAACCCAUGAAAUUUGACUGGCACCAGGACACUGAAUAGAAACUGUACAGAAAUAUAACUAACACACCAUGGAUCUAGGCAUUAAGGAGAGGCAUCCCCCCCUGAAUGUUUGCCAUUUUGAAUAUACAGGGGAGUGGAUGCCUUUCAUAAGCGCACUGGCUUAGUCAGCAUUUGAUGACAAAUCAUGGCAUGGCAUGGUUACGGUGCGGUUUAUAUUCUGUAACCAGGAUGCAAGAUAAAAUAGCCGGGGUAUGAUAUUGCUCUGAGUGAGUGCAUGAGUGAUUGACAAUUUUAUUAACUGGUAAAGAAUAAAAUCAUCAAUAAUUAUGGAGAAAUAUGGAGCUUUCUCAUUUUUUUGUUUCCUUUGAUGGUACCGGUAUAUAAUUUUUUUUGCUGUAAUACCAUUCUAUUUUAGAAGUCACAAAAGUCUUGACAAAACUUGCUAAAGUUAGUGGCAACGAAAUAAUCAGUGAGUGGAUUAAGCCAUGUACAAACCACUUAUAUUGGAGUGCCAGAACAACGCAAAGUGGAAAUGGGGAUGUCAUUUGGGCUAAGUUUUCAUCUUUCUUCAGCCAUGUUGUUAAUAAGCACAAAAAUUUGACAAACCUGUUGUUUGAUAAGUGUGCACAUGCAGAUGAGAUUCACCCACGCAAGUGGAUGGAUGAAGGUUGGUAGUGCUAUGUCAAUGUUGUUAUAAUUAGUACAAUACAAUAUUCCACAAUUCCUCUAUGCAAUUGCCUGUAAAUCCUGAUCCUUGGGUCAUUGAAAUGACCAACUUCAUGCUCAGAUUUAUGACCAACUUCAUGCUCUUUUUACCUUCCAUACUGGGCUAAAACCAAAAAAUCCCUCUUCCAAUAGUACAAUCUCAUAAUAAGUAAAUUAAUUAAAUAAAAAGCAGAAGCCCUUUGGGGGUAUAAAAAGGAAUAAAAUUGUAUAUUCACAACUUGUGUGCACAUGAAUAGUUUUAAUUGUUCAAUAAAAUAAAUAUCUAUUAAUCAUUUUCAGGUUCCAUUGCUUAUGAGAAAAUGCUUGCAGCUUUAACAAAUAAAAAAUUGAUGAAUGUUAUAAAGAAGGCAUCUCCUAUUGGUCAGACAAGCUGCCUUGAAGGCUUUCACUCUGUACUGAAUCAAUUUUCACCAAAAAUGAUUGGAUACAGCUAUCCAGGAAUGUUCUGCAG
Paramuricea clavata is the source of this 4190-nucleotide messenger RNA. The record is from the annotation of a GenBank genome assembly. Lineage: Eukaryota; Metazoa; Cnidaria; Anthozoa; Malacalcyonacea; Plexauridae.